Notothenia coriiceps (black rockcod) is the source of this 2460-nucleotide messenger RNA. RefSeq names its product F-box/LRR-repeat protein 7. The transcript has 4 exons. Lineage: Eukaryota; Metazoa; Chordata; Actinopteri; Perciformes; Nototheniidae. The record is from RefSeq and is a predicted model, not a curated record. The coding region runs from base 354 to 1835 and encodes 493 amino acids. Gene Ontology annotation, cellular component: cytoplasm. Gene Ontology annotation, molecular function: protein binding.
GUUGUCUGGCCACACUCAGCCUGAUAAACAGCUGCUUACCAUUUAGGCCACUUCACAAAAGUUUUCUCUGAACUCCUCGAAUCGGGAUUUUUUUUCUGCUCACCGCUCUUUGUCGGUGGAAGUUCAGAUAAAGAAAGUCUGCACCGCUGGAAGCUGGAUUCUGGACUGUAGCUUUGCGUAAUGCUGAGGCGUCCUCUGCUCAACAUCUGGAUUAACUAUUUGGAGUCAGAGCUAGCGGCCCUAUACAAAACUCUGUCUGUCUAGCCUAUCUCUAUGGAAAGACUGCCCGUUUCUCUGGAAUUUAACUGCUUUUGAUACACCGAGUUUUGCGCAUAGAUUAUGUAUUCUUUAAAAUGGGUGCGAACAAUGGAAAACAGUAUGGAAGCGAGGGUAAAGGGAGCUCAAGCAUCUCUUCUGACAUAAGUUCGAGCACAGAUCACACACCAACCAAAGCUCCAAAGAAUGUGGCUACCACUGAAGGUUUAGACUCCAGCACUCGGACUCUGAGCACCCCCAGCCCCGGUCUCAUCCUCCCAUCCAAGUCCUCCUCUCUCUCCUCACCUGCCCUCUCCAGUAACGGCCAUGAGACUCACUCCUCUUCCUCGUCCUCUGCCCACGCUGAAACCGUUGCCGUGGUCCACUCUCAGCCUGGCACUCACACACGCUCCCGCCAGUCCAAAACCCACCACCACGCUCUCGUUGACCUCCUCCCUGACCUCACCUUUCUGCAGAUCUUCUCCCACCUCCCCACCAAUCAGCUGUGCCGCUGCGCUCGAGUAUGCCGCCGCUGGUACAAUCUGGCGUGGGACCCGAGGCUGUGGAGCACUGUACGGCUAACAGGGGAGCUUCUCCAUGCCGACCGCGCCAUCAGGGUGCUGACCCACCGGCUGUGCCAGGACACCCCCAACGUGUGUCUGACCCUGGAGACGGUGGUGGUGAACGGCUGCAAAAGGCUCACCGACCGGGGGCUUCAUGUGGUGGCUCAGUGCUGCCCGGAGCUCCGUCGCCUGGAGGUCGCUGGCUGUUACAACAUCUCCAACGAUGCUGUGUUUGAGGUGGUGUCCCGCUGCCCUGGCCUGGAACACCUAAACCUCUCAGGCUGCUCCAAGGUAACAUGUAUCAGCCUUACCCAGGAGGCCUCCCUGCAGCUGUCCCCUCUUCACGGCCAGCAGAUCUCCAUCCACUACCUGGACAUGACCGAUUGUUUUUCCCUGGAGGACGAGGGCUUGCGAACUAUCGCCUCGCACUGCCCCCGCCUGACACAUCUGUAUUUGCGCCGCUGCAUCAGACUGACGGAUGAAGCCUUGCGCCACCUGGCUCUCCACUGCCCAUCAAUAAAGGAGCUAAGUCUCAGUGACUGCCGCCUGGUGGGGGAUUUCGGCCUGCGUGAAGUCGCCCGCCUGGAGGGCUGCCUUCGCUACCUGAGUGUGGCCCACUGCACCCGUAUAACUGAUGUAGGAAUGCGCUACGUGGCUCGAUAUUGCCCUAGACUGCGCUAUUUGAAUGCCAGAGGUUGCGAGGGGCUGACAGACCACGGUAUGAGCCACUUGGCCAGGAGCUGCCCCAAACUCAAGUCCCUGGACGUGGGUAAGUGCCCGCUUGUGUCGGACAGCGGGUUGGAGCAGCUGGCUAUGUACUGCCAAGGCCUGAGGAGAAUGAGCCUCAGAGCGUGCGAGAGUGUGACAGGCCGAGGACUCAAAGCUCUGGCUGCCAACUGCUGCGAGCUGCAGCUUCUCAACGUGCAGGACUGCGAGGUGUCGCCAGAGGCUCUGCGCUUCGUGAGACGCCACUGCCGGCGCUGCGUCAUCGAGCACACAAACCCCGCUUUCUACUGAAAGGCAGGGGAGUUCUUGGACUGACAAGUGGAUGUUCUAAUAUUCCCUGCUCCGGAGUUGGCAGAGUUCAGAGGCCGAUGCGUCAGAACUGGUGUGCAAUACUGGCCAGAAAUUGACUCUUUAAUUCCGCUUGGUGGCUGUUAGGGCUGAGAUUACUUCCAUAGACUGUAUUUAACCUAUUUAUCUGUAAAAAGGCAGAGAAGUGUUUCAGUAUUUGACUUUUCUCGACAUCACACAUUACAAUGUAACAACAUGAGCACUUGGUACAGUUGUGUUACCAUGUAAAAGCAAUGAAAUAUUAUAUUUCAACACCAUACGGCCUUAGAAUACCAUAAUCAUUCAUUACUGCAUAUAUUUAUAAACAGGUUCAGAUUCAACCACUGAGAUGUACCUACAAAUAAGAUUUGGCGACUUAAAUUUGCAGUUUCACUUUUGUUAUGUUGCAUAUGCACUUUAUGCAAUUGUGUUGACAAUCACUUCAACUGAGCUCAUCCUGUUUUUUUUUUCAUUUCCUGUAUAUUAAACUAUUAGCCAGAGAUUUUUGACAGCCCAAUAGAAACAAACUGUUGUUGGGAAUAAACACAUUGCUGCUAUAACUGUGCCAAUAAACUUCUUCAAAAUCCAA